This is a messenger RNA of Fusarium keratoplasticum, 1719 nucleotides long. RefSeq lists its product as uncharacterized. NCBI's taxonomy places the organism in Eukaryota, Fungi, Ascomycota, Sordariomycetes, Hypocreales, Nectriaceae. Bases 1 to 1719 code for a protein of 572 amino acids. The transcript is spliced from 2 exons. The record is from RefSeq and is a predicted model, not a curated record.
AUGUCUCGCAGCUUGAAGCGCAAGUUCGCCGCCCCGGUCAAGGUCAAGAAGACCAAGACCGUCAACCGUCGGCGCCGGGUUUCCGACACCCCUUCUACCUCCUCAUUGGACCUCUCUGACGACGGUGGCUACUCUGCCGUCGAGGACAUUAGCGACUCCGAGGACGACGACGAGGAUGAUGUCGCUGCGGCCGAGGAGGAAAACAUUCUGGAGGAAGCUAGCGUUCCAACCCCACAGCCAGCUCCUCGGCCGCGAACCCUCAUUGAAGAAGAGGACGACGAUGAUGAUGACGAUGACGAAGAUGACGAUGACGAGCAGGGAGGCGCGGAUGUCGAUGAUGACGAGGGCAGCUGGGGCGGUAUCCCCUCAGAGAAUGAGCAAGAUUUGCCAGAGUUCUACCAAGAAGCCGAUUUCUUCGGCGCAGACACCCCUGUAGAGCGACAUGUUCACUUUGACAUGUCUCCCAGCGAGUCUGAUUCUACUGACACUGAGGAUGACCAUGCCGACAUGUUUCCCGAUAUUUUUGUUGACCAAAACACUCUCGACCCUGGAUUCCGUCGAGAGAUAGAACACGACCCUGAUGAGUCGUCGGGCUCAGGGUCGUUCUGGGAUUAUACUUACCAAUAUGGUGACCAGGAGGACUCGGACGCUGAAGAGAUCGUCCGUCACUUGGAUGGGGAUGAGACCCCUACUGCUACACCAAGGGGACCUCAUGCCCUUUCUGCUCCCACGUCUCCUACGCCCACCUUUGAAGAGCCCCAGGAGCUGGACGGCUAUGAGACUGAUGGUGACACUACCGAAGAGGAUGAGCCAGAGCCUCCUGUUCGCAGAAAGACACGGCGUCCUUCCAACCCCCAGAGUGACAUGUCGGACUCGGAUACCGACAGCCCAGUAAAGGCCGAGCGUGGCCAGCCCCGUGUGGGCCGCUACAACCUUGAUCGUUCCGACAAGAAGCCCAUUGCGGUUUUGAACCCCUUGACCAAGAAGAUGAUGAUCUUUACCCCCCACCGCCGGCGACACCUUGACCUCUCGCCAGAGCAGUUCAACUUGGGGUGGCCAUUUGAGGAUCAAACAUCCCCGAUCAUGAGCAAUUCGGCCAACCUGAUGCUCAGUGCCAUGUUCUCUGGCGAAGCAUUUGGCGACUUUGUUAAUGACAGCCAAGUCAUGGGACCUGCCGAGGCCUUUUUUCCCUUUCCUUCGGAUGCCAAUACGGCUGAUGAGAGCUCGACUGCGCCUAGCCUGCCUGACGAGGAUGGCGAGGCGAACCUCCAGCUAGAGUUUGAGGACUUUAUCGAUCUGGGAAGCGAUGACUCCAACGAUGAGGACGGAGACAACAACUGGGGCCCAGCCUCAACUCCUGCCCGACCCAGCACUGCUGGAAGCGAGAAGGAGGUUCUCUCGCAUCUCAACUCUGAAACCGUCGGAGCUUUCCGACGCAAUCAGAUCAACCAGCAGCUCAUCCUGAGCAACCAAGCCACCCAGGACUCGCUUGCAUUCAGCGGUCCUUACAACGCCACGGCGAUUAAGGGUCUCAAAUCGGACCGCUUCGACACAGCCCGCGUACCCCUAACACCCAUCCGCCGUCAUAAGAAGCAGCUGAGUGAUCUCGCUCGAAGCCCCCUCGAGACCGUGUCUGCGAAACGCAAGGCAUCGGGCGAGGUUGGCGGUGGCCACAAGAGACACCGAAGCAUCUCUGACGUGAACCUUCUCCGCAUAUGA